Messenger RNA from Penicillium taxi, 942 nucleotides. Its product is annotated as Ribosomal protein S5 domain 2-type fold subgroup. The transcript has a single exon. The coding region runs from base 1 to 942 and encodes 313 amino acids. Gene Ontology annotation, biological process: terpenoid biosynthetic process. NCBI's taxonomy places the organism in Eukaryota, Fungi, Ascomycota, Eurotiomycetes, Eurotiales, Aspergillaceae. Gene Ontology annotation, molecular function: 4-(cytidine 5'-diphospho)-2-C-methyl-D-erythritol kinase activity; ATP binding. The record is from RefSeq and is a predicted model, not a curated record.
AUGACCGUAAAAAACCCUUCUACUACAAAGGUUUCUUUACAAGUCCCCGCAAAAGUCAAUCCUCAAGUUCGCGUCGGGCCUCUUCGAAAAGAUGGAUAUCACGAUGUCACAUUGGUCUACCAAGCCAUAUCGCUCUAUGACAUCCUCACAGUUUCGUCUAGCUCUCAAGGUCCAAGCAUAUCUAUCGCAGGUAUAGACAGCCACCGUAUUCCAAUAGAUGGCCAAAACCUGGUGAUAAAAGCGGCAAUUCUACUUGGAAAUCAUGUUAAAAUCGAGCCACGGGUACAUUUCGAGCUUGUGAAAUCAAUACCGAUAGAAGCUGGUCUUGGAGGUGGUAGUGCUGAUGCGGCAGCAGCUCUUGUGGGAUGCAAUCUAUUAUGGAAAGCGGAUCUCAGUACAGAUGAUCUCAUGGCUCUGGGUGCACAUAUUGGUGAAGAUGUGCCAUUCUUUAUCAAGGGAAUGAUGGCCCUGGGGAUGGGACAUAAACAGCCUUUGAUUAGCCUGAAAACAAGUAAAUUUACCUGGCAUUGGGUGUUGGGGGUGCCAUUUGGGGGUCUAUCCACAAGAGCUGUGUUUGGGAAACAUGAUGAUAUACUGUCUGGGUCGCUGGAGACUGAAAGGGAGUACUUGCGCAACCGAACAAACUGCAUUCAGACUCCCUGGGGGAUCAAAGAUCCGAUCGAACUCCUGCCUGAUUUGAUCAAUGACCUUGAAAUACCAUCUGCUCAAUUACACCCUGAUAUUACCAGUGCGUUACGAGUAGGACAAUCUGCUGGUGCUAUCUCGAGCUUGAUGAGUGGCUCAGGAUCCACAUGCGCAUUCCUAGCGAAAGAUGAAGCCCAUGCAAGGUCCUUGAUGACAAAAUUGCAAGAAGAGAAGGUUUUUAGAGCUGUUAUACAGGUUUCAGGUCCUGUGGAAGGUGUAAAAAUCAUCAAGAGUUAG